Messenger RNA from Beta vulgaris subsp. vulgaris (sugar beet), 927 nucleotides. RefSeq lists its product as uncharacterized. NCBI's taxonomy places the organism in Eukaryota, Viridiplantae, Streptophyta, Magnoliopsida, Caryophyllales, Amaranthaceae. The coding region runs from base 1 to 927 and encodes 308 amino acids. The transcript has a single exon. The record is from RefSeq and is a predicted model, not a curated record.
AUGAGUGAGGGUUGGUUAAAUGCUGUUGUGGUUUAUGUAGUUGGACAAAAUCCCACUCUGAAUGCUAUAUCCCAAUAUGUUAAGUCUCAGUGGCAAACCCAGGAAGAGCCACAAGUGUUUAAGCAUGAUGAAGGCUUCUUUAUUGUUAGAAUGAAGUCUCGAGAGGAAAGGGAUAAUAUUUUGUUUUCAGGGCCUCACUUGUUUUUUGGUAAAGCUAUGAUAGUUAAGCAAUGGAGUGCUAGUUUUAAUUUUCAUGAGGAAGUAUUGAAGGUAAUUCCUAUCUGGGUAAAGAUGCCUAAUCUACCUUUGAAUUGUUGGGGAGAAGACUCUUUGAGCAGGAUAGGAAGUGUACUAGGUGUCCCACUUUAUGCGGAUGAAUGUACCAGUCAAGGUUUGAGAAUUUCUUAUGCUAGACUGUUGAUUAAGAUGGAUGUUACUCAAGAAAUACCUAAAGUGGUGGCAGUUGAAGACCCUGAUGGUGUUGUAUUCAAACAAAAACUAGAGUAUGAUUGGGUUCCUACAUUUUGUAAAAAAUGUCAGGUAGUGGGUCAUAAUUGUGGAGGAAAAAAUGUUGUUACUAGUAGAGUUGUUCAAAGGUGGAUUCUUAAGAAGGUCUUGCCUGUUGAAAAGAUAGUUGUUCAGCUUCCUCCCACAAUUGAAGCAUAUGCAGAACAAAUAGUGGAGGAAAGGGUGCAAGAUCAGACAGUGGAGGUUAAUGAGAUAUCAGUAGAGCCUAUUGUUACUCCUAUUAAUACCCCUGUUAACACUCCAGCUGCAGAUGAAGGAGAAUGGAGACUGGUUACAAGAAAGACAAAAGACAAAGGAAAACAGGUGUAUAAUCAGAGUGGAAUGCAGCUGCAUUUUGGGUCAGGUUUACCUGGGAGCUGUCCUAGGGGUGCUAGGGGAUCUAAUCCCUAUUUGUCAUAA